Acanthoscelides obtectus is the source of this 255-nucleotide messenger RNA. NCBI's taxonomy places the organism in Eukaryota, Metazoa, Arthropoda, Insecta, Coleoptera, Chrysomelidae. The record is from the annotation of a GenBank genome assembly.
AUGGAAGCAAACGACGACAAAAUCAAAGUGCUACAAGAUACGUCAAGAAUGACUGUGUCAUUUAGACAAGAAAGGGUACCACAUCAGAAUACAUGUGCAGGAAUUUAUAUUGAUCUGAUGAAAAUGGACCAAACUAUGAAUCUAAACCAUUCUCAAAAGACACGCAAUAAAGAAUCAUCAAAAUCGGUCCAGCAGUUUAGGAGGAGUUCGGUAACAUACACAACACACGUACACAAAAAAAAGAUGAGUGAAUGA